Molecule: messenger RNA, 324 nt
Organism: Dracunculus medinensis (Guinea worm)
Lineage: Eukaryota; Metazoa; Nematoda; Chromadorea; Rhabditida; Dracunculidae
Source: the annotation of a GenBank genome assembly
AUGAUCGUGCGAAAAAAUCCCGAAGCAUUUGCAGUUGAUCAUUCGCUACCAAAAAGUCGUUCAAAUGAAAAUAUUACUUAUUCCGAUAAUAAAUUAAAAAGACAUUCAAUAGGAGGACAUUUAAUGCGAUCACCUGAAGAUUAUGCCGCAACUAAAAUUCAGGCUGAAAUUCGUGGAUUUUUAGCGAGAAAACAUAUACGAGAUAUGAAGAAGGAAAGCGAUAAAGCUGCAACAAGAAUACAGUCAAAUAUUAGAGGUUUUCUAACAAGAAAACAUUUGGAAAAAGAAGGAAUUGUAUUAUCACAUCAUUCGAAUGACCACUAA